Messenger RNA from Brassica rapa (field mustard), 670 nucleotides. RefSeq lists its product as uncharacterized. The record is from RefSeq and is a predicted model, not a curated record. NCBI's taxonomy places the organism in Eukaryota, Viridiplantae, Streptophyta, Magnoliopsida, Brassicales, Brassicaceae.
UGGUAAGUAAGAUUAUAAUAAAUAGACAUGAGGGGCACAUUUAAAAUAUAAUAAAACGUAGGGACAAGGGAAAAAUACAGGAAAUAACUAUGAAACCCUCGAGAAAAGACUUGGUCCGCUUUUCCUGCAUCCUAUAAAUUUGACUCGACUUGGACAAAAACUCUCCAUCUCUCUCUAUAUCUCUCCCUCUCUCUCUCUUCAAGAGAAAGAGAACAAAAAAAUAAAAAGAUCUUCAAAGAAUGGGAAAGUACGGGGAGAUGUUGGAUCUAGGCGUGAGAAUAGUGGCGAGGUUUCAUUCUCACUGUCCUCAGACGGCGCGUCUCUAUUACCAUCCUCCUUCCGACGGCCACCACCAUCGCGGCGUCACUGAUUUAAUCGGAGGUGGUGUAACGGGUGUGUCGGGUCAAGAUUCGAAGGGGUUAGUUGGUGGAUUAGGAGCUGGAACUGUUGCUAGUUGUGGUGUCAAGUCUUCUCAAGUGUAUGAAGACGCCAGAGAUCUCUUGUUAUUCUCUGUUGUUUGAUUGAUUUGUCAACAAAAAAAUUCAUAUUCUUUUGGUUACUGAUUGAGAAAACUGUUCUUGUGAGGUUCUGUGAUACAAUUAAACAAUCUUUGGAUUCCAAAACUAUUGGAUGUUGAUGAUAAUUUGAUUAAUAUUUUUUGUUGGCUCUA